UAUGAACAGAAUGAUAAAGAGUGGGAAAUGCAUGCUAUUAGUUCCAUUGCCGAAGUCAAAUAUUAUAAGAUACUUCAAAGUCAAAAAAGAAAAGGUGGGGAUAAAGCUUGUAUUGUAUUGCAUAUAGACAGAAACAGACAGUCCUCCACAGUACCACCACCCCACCACCGACGCCCUCCACUAAAAGAGAAACCCAAAGCACACGUUCCUUUCUAUAAUAUUCAAGAUCACCAAGUGGUACUGGGAAUUUAAGAAACAUUUCAAAAACCGUGUCUCGUAAUUACCUUUACAAUUAAUGCCUCACUCUUCAAAAACCUUGUCUUGUUACCUUUCAAAUGCCUAUAUAUAGGGUUACCACUUCAAGCAUUUCCAGUCAACAAAACAUACUGGUUUCUCAUAUAGCGAGUGACACGCAUAAACAUACAGAUACAUUGAGCCGUGAGAGUAUAAUCUGGAAAUGGCAAGUCCAAGAGUGUUAGGGACUGCUUUCCUGGUCUUGCUUAUUGUAGACCUCACCCUUGCUGCUAGGACACUGCAGGCAGUCAGUGGAGGUGGAGGUGGAGGGCAGGGAGGAGGUGGUGGUGGUGGUGGUUCUGGAUCAGGACUUGGGUCAGGUUAUGGUUCUGGGUCUGGAUCCGGGAGCGGUGAAGGAUACGGUGCUGGUGGUCGUGGAGGAGGUGGAGGCGGAGGCAGUGGCGGAGGUGGAGGUGGUGGCAUUGGUGGAGGCAAUGGGUCAGGUUCUGGCUAUGGGUCUGGUAGCGGCUCAGGCUAUGGUUCUGGUAGUGGGAUAGGUGGUGGUGAAGGUGGUGGUGGUGGUGGCGGCAGUGGAGGUGGUGGCGGCGGCGGUCAGGGCUCUGGAUCUGGAAGUGGGUCAGGCUAUGGAAGUGGAAGUGGAAGUGGAAGCGGGAGUGGCGGUGGCAAGGGUGGGAAAGGAAGUGGAGGAGGAGGAGGAGGAGGUGGUGGUGGGGGUGGAGGAUCCGGCUCCGGCUCUGGCUCAGGUUAUGGCAGCGGGUCUGGUAAUGGGGAGGGAUAUGGAGGAGGGAAAGGUAAUUAAAAGCUUGCCAUGAACACAGAGGUUACCUUUUCUUUUGUAUUCUGAAAUAAAAUUGCGAAAGCUCACAUGCAUGCAUAUAUUAUGUUGACGAGCAAUUACAAAUGUGCUCUUAAUGAAGUCACUUUUUAGAGUAAAUUUUACUCUAAAAGUAUAUUUUAUAGAUAA
Molecule: messenger RNA, 1219 nt
Organism: Populus trichocarpa (black cottonwood)
Lineage: Eukaryota; Viridiplantae; Streptophyta; Magnoliopsida; Malpighiales; Salicaceae
Product: glycine-rich cell wall structural protein 2
Exons: 2
Coding region: 458-1054 (198 amino acids)
Source: RefSeq, a predicted model, not a curated record